UUAAUCGUCUCAACCACACAACCUAUGAAGUCAAGACAGCCAAUCAUGGAUGUAUAAAGUAAAGCGAACGACUUACAUCGAGCUUGUCUAUCCGAUGUAAUUCGUUAAAUAUAGCUAACGUUAAUAAUAGUUAAUGUACUAAUGCAAAAGAUGUGGAAGAAAGGCUCCACUGAGGGCUCCGACCGGUUUGAAUAUUUACAAACUCUGGUCACUGAGUUUCAGGACACCGACAGUGAAGAGGCAAAGGAGCAAGUGCUGGCUAACUUGGCCAACUUUGCGUACGACCCAAAGAACAUGGAGUAUCUGAGGGACCUGCAGGUAGCCGACCUCUUCUUGGACAUGCUCACUGAGGAGAAUGCCAACCUUGUGGAGUUUGGGAUGGGCGGGCUGUGUAACCUGAGUAUGGACCCUGAAUGCCGACACCUUAUCCUGCAGAGCAGCGGGAUCAGCUUGGUCACAAAUUGUCUGUCGAGCCAGAGGGAGGAGACCGUCCUGUCAGCCAUCACUACACUAAUGAACCUCACAACGCCCUCGUCGCGCUCUGAGAUCACUGAUCCGGCCAUCCUGCAGUGCAUGCUGCGCUUCUCCCUCUCAGAGAGCCCCCGCCUGCGCAACCUGGCCGCUGUUUUUCUGCAGGACUGCUGCAGCAAGGAGCAGGUGGCCCGAGCGGAGCAGCAGAUGCAGGGACAGCAGACUGCAGUGGGUAUCCCGCUGCCCAAGGACUAAGUUACAGCUUCAUUUGGCAGGUAGUUUUGUAUUUUAGGGGAUAAUAUUGCUCUCUAUGAGAGUACAAGAAAUAUUUGACACUAUAGGGCCAAAUAAAGAUGGGCACCCAAACAUCA
Messenger RNA from Cottoperca gobio, 842 nucleotides. RefSeq names its product armadillo repeat containing 7 (gene armc7). Bases 142 to 726 code for a protein of 194 amino acids. The transcript is spliced from 3 exons. Lineage: Eukaryota; Metazoa; Chordata; Actinopteri; Perciformes; Bovichtidae. The record is from RefSeq and is a predicted model, not a curated record.